Drosophila ananassae is the source of this 1610-nucleotide messenger RNA. Its product is annotated as protein FAM114A2. The transcript is spliced from 2 exons. Lineage: Eukaryota; Metazoa; Arthropoda; Insecta; Diptera; Drosophilidae. The record is from RefSeq and is a predicted model, not a curated record. Bases 75 to 1502 code for a protein of 475 amino acids.
AUAUUUAUACAAUGAAUAUCGAUAUAUUGAUAUUUUGAUAAUUUAUACGUGGAGAAGAAAGUCCAAGGCGAAUAAUGGCAAAUAAACCUAAAAAAGAAGAAGGAAGUGGCAAUGAUUGGGACCAGAGCGAUGAGGACGACAACUGGGACGAUUGGGGCGACGACGAGGAUAAGUUUGUGCAUGUGGAGCCACAGGAUGAACAGGAAAAGCCAGAGACAAGGAAUCCCACCGCAAAAGCAACAGGACACUUGAGUCAAAAACAGGAACUAGGAGCUUCCGUGCAAGCUACAGCUUCUCCGGUAACGGCUACCCCCUCGACGUCGUCACCUUGGGGCCUAUGGGGCGGAAAGUUGAGCUCCGUUCUGAGCACCGCCACCGAGGGACUGGGCACCAUAACCACGCAAGUCAACCAGGGCCUGAACCAAAUAAUUGGUGUGCCCGAUCCAGAGGAAAUGGCUCGCAUUAAUGCCGCUGAAAGGGCCAAGGAUGCACCAGAAUCUGCCAUAGAAAAGAGCAAAACUCCAGCGAAUACGCCGGAAGAGAAUCCAGAAGAUGACUCCGAAUCUGCAGCAGCCUUUGGUCUGGGCUUCGUUACAAAUCUCGGCUCGAAGGUUAUCAACACGGGGCUGGAUACCCUCGAGGGCAUUGGAAAAAAAACAAUGACCAUCUUGCAGGACAAUGAUCCCAAGCUGAUGAACAAGAGGAAACUACUUGGCCUGGAGGCCAACAAACCCAAUCUCAGUGAGGUGCUGUUGGAGGCGAAGAAGGAUGCUGAUCAAAUGGAACAAUCGCUGAUGCAGCUGAGGCUUGAGAAGCAAAAGGCGCAGCUGCGAUUCGAGAUUCUGUUCGAGAACUACUGCGGCUUGGUCCACUUUGAGGCACUCGAAAUCCUGUCCAAGGAGUCGCGCCUCAAACUGGAAACUCUGCUGGAGGCAGUCAGUGGAAAUGCCCUCGCAGAACUGCAGGAAACAAUCAACGAGGUGAAGGAACUGCUUGAGCUGGAGGACCUCGAGUGCGAGAGCGAAGGGGACUACGAGGCGGAGGAGUUAGGCGAACGCCUGGAGGCCACAAUAGCUGAUGCGGAGCUGGGAAUUAAGUUCGAGGAUGUGGUCAAACACUGGUCCCAGUCGCUGGAAUGGCUUAACUCCGAGGAGGCCACCUCUGCCGAUCUGGAAGAGGCGUAUGCCAAGAGCAUCCAUGCUCUCAGCGAAGCCUGCGCCCUGGAAAUAUGCAAGCUGCACAAGAUCGCCGAGCUGCUGCUUGUGAAGCCACAUCAUAGCACGGCCAACGAAGUGGAUGGCGUCGUCAAUCUCUGCAAGCAGUUCAACGGCCACCUUCAAGGACUCAGUCACAGAUACGCUGCCGUCCUGAGCAGCAAACCCGACAAGGAGGAUGCCAAAAGCAAAGUCAGCACCUUCUUUGCCGAAAUGCUAUCUGCGGCACAAUUCAUUGAAAAAGCCUACAAACUAUUUACUCCAAUUCUUCAAAUGGGAGCCGUUUAAAAGGAUUCAAAUUGUUGUACUUGCUAUUUUUUACGUCUACUUAGUGUCCUCAAUAAUGCUUGUUUUCUAUAAAAAUUUCUUGCAAAUCAAUGUGAUAACAUUCCAAAA